Mizuhopecten yessoensis (Yesso scallop) is the source of this 3979-nucleotide messenger RNA. Its product is annotated as multiple epidermal growth factor-like domains protein 10. The transcript has 14 exons. Lineage: Eukaryota; Metazoa; Mollusca; Bivalvia; Pectinida; Pectinidae. Gene Ontology annotation, molecular function: scavenger receptor activity. Bases 168 to 1982 code for a protein of 604 amino acids. The record is from RefSeq and is a predicted model, not a curated record.
CAAUACAUAGAAGGAUCUAAAAUAAUGGGAGUGAAAUAUUACGAGAUGGUGGGGCACGUCACACCGGUCCUUACACGUUAGGACAUUACUUUCUGGUGGCAUUCGAAACUGGCGUUUCACAUGUUGUACAACCAUUAUUCAUUACACGGCAUCUGAUCUCCUCCCUAAUGGAGGGAGUGACUAUCGUCCUGAUCGGCAUACUUCUGACCCUCGGACAGCCCGGACUCUCCCUUUUGAAUUUGUCCAAGGGACGCCCAACAAAUUCCUCAGAUUUUCGGGAAGGAAAGGGAGCUUCAAGUUUAGUUGUUGAUGGAAACGAUUCCGACUUUUUAAGCGAUCCGAAUAAUGCAGCCAUCCCACAAUGUCUGUACACCAUAUCAAACCAGAAAACCACAUUCUGGCAGGUUGAUCUUGAGCAAAGGGUCGUAAUAGAUCAUGUGGAAGUCAUAUCCAGGAGAGGAGGAAUUGGCCAGCGUACGCAUCAAAUACGUCGGAAUGGAUACUCCAUCAUUGUGACGGCGUCUUCCAGAUAUCUACCCAUUACCCAGGCCGACAUUUGUUACAGUGACACGGACCCUGCACUAAGUAGUGCAAACCACGAAAACCAGUCCUGUAGUAACAUAGGACGUUACAUCACUUUUUACAAUCAAAGGGAGACACUCUCUGGAUCAGACUAUAGUCUGGAUGCAGUUCUGGAAUUGUGUGAGGUCAAGGUAAUGGGUUGUCCCAUAAACAAGCAUGGCCUAAACUGUUCAGAAGACUGUCCCGCACGCUGUACCAACAAUCUAUGCUUCCCCGGAAAUGGAACCUGUAUGCGAGGUUGUAAACCAGGCUACACCGGAUCCGCGUGUGAAAAACCGUGUGACGAUUACUUCUUCGGACAAAACUGCGCUUUGGAAUGUUUCUGUGCGGCUGGACCAUGUAUUACCGUGGAAGGCAAGUGUCCUCAGGGAGGAUGUUCUGCUGGAUACAACGGGACAUCAUGCAACACGGAGUGUGUGGAUGGUACAUUUGGCGACAACUGUGGAAGUAAGUGUGGCCAUUGCAUAAAUGGACCAACUACGUGUCACCACAUUGAUGGAUCAUGCAGAUCUGGCUGUUCGCCUGGAUACAAGGUCGAAACGUGUAUUGAAGUGUGUGAUCCAGGGAAAUAUGGCUCGCAAUGUAGCCGUCAUUGUGGACGUUGUUUCAACGGGGCACCAUGUCACCAUAUCAAUGGCACGUGUUUGACCGGGUGUGCUGCCGGUAAACAGGGCAACACAUGUGACACAGAUUGUACCCCUGGUAUGUAUGGUCCGAACUGUGAAAACACAUGUGGUGACUGUAAGGGAGGUCCACGUACGUGUAAUAUUACCGACGGGUCGUGUCCUGGCGGAUGUGCAGCGGGAUGGCAGGGACCACUUUGUAAAACUGGUUGUCCAAUAAACAAGCAUGGCCUAAACUGUGCAGAAGACUGUCCAGCACACUGUACCAACAAUCUAUGCUUCCCCGGAAAUGGAACCUGUAUGCGAGGUUGUAAACCAGGCUACACCGGAUCCACGUGUGAAAAACCGUGUGACGAUUACUUCUUCGGGCAAGACUGCGCUUCGGAAUGUUUCUGUAAGGCUGGACCAUGUACGAUCGUGGAAGGCAAGUGUCCUCAUGGAGGAUGUGAUCCUGGAUACAGUGGGACACCAUGCAGCACGGAGCGAAUUUCUCAAGAUCAAACUGAGGUUAUUGGAUGCCACGAUAGCCUUAACAAUACUAAAGACGUAACCGGAUACGCUAUACUUGGGACUGUUCUGGCCAUUUUCGUUUUCUACAACAUUGGAUUGACUGUGUUUUAUCUAAGACAAUCCAGGAGGAUCAAAACGCCCCCUAAACCGUCAACAGCCUAUGAAAUGCAGCCAAACAGUGUAUCCCAGGACCAUUCCAACUAUGAAGGUUUAGACAUAACAAAAGUAGAUAACGUUAAAAACAUUUAUGAAACAAUCGGGGAGUAAAGAAGAAUCUGUAGUGAAAACGAUGCAAAAAGACGCAUGACAAAGAGUGACAUGAUGAUUCUAUUAUUGUAUUACAUAAAGCAGUAUGCAUUAAAAUCGAAUCUAAACUGACGGUAAAAAUACCCAAAACAUCCCCGUGCCAAAAUACCCAAACCAUCCCCGUGCCAACAGUCAUUCAGCUACUGCAAUGUAACGAGCAUGUCCCUACAGGUUCGGAAAAGGUUUAGAUUUGCUGUAACCCACUGCAUGUCGUAACGGCUACUUAGUGGGGCCCUGCAGAAUCGUUGGUUUUCCACAGUGUCUUCUGCUUCAUCCGUUGCACAUCUAUUGCAUUUUUUUUUUCUCUUCCUAAAAACUUCCUAAAACCCCUUUUGCCUUGGUGCUUUUGCUAAAGUUUGUUAGGCAAUUGGUACUGUUACCCUGGACGGAGCAUACCAAUGUCUUUCAAAAUGGUAGUUUUAACCCCUGCUUAACCUUCAGGAUUUAGGGUAAUCGCAACAAGCGGUUAACGCGUUGUCAGUAUAAUGCGACUGGAAGGAAUAUUGUGCCUUAUGCUUUCGACAUGCUUUUCCAGUGAGGAAGCAGUCAAAGUCAGAAUCAGUCCAGCAUACCCUUCCUCAAGCACAUAAACACACAUGCACUCAUACAUUACACAUAUGAAAGCACGUGUUUUAGUGGUAUAAACUUUUAAUAGAGCGUUGAACAACCUAAUGCUUAUGCCUGUCUCACACAGAACACACGGCUUAUAAGGUUGGCCACCCGUGUAAACCGUACAUACAACCGAACCAACCGUGGCCUUAUCCGAGUUACACUCGGGCCAUUCGAGUGCAUCCGUGAAAGCCGUGUAAGAUUUUUAAAACUUUAAAAAACUGGCACGGGUGUCAUGUCCGUGUAUGAUCGUAUAAGCGAUCGUACAAGACCGUGAGAGACCGUGUGAGACCGUACGAGACCGUAUAUACAACGGCACAUGAAGUCCACUCAACGAAUUAGCUCAACCGUGUCAAUAUCGUAUAUAAAUCGUAUGGAACAAAAGUCGGUGGGACUGUAUGUAAACCCUUUAAAUGUCCAGUAAAUCGAGUAAAAGUCGUGUUAAAUCGUACUAGGCCGUAACAGACCGUACUAGUCCGUACUUGGAACCGUACAAAAAUCGUAUGAAAAUCGUUUGCAAAUCGUGUUCAAACCGUGACAAACCUUGCUUGACCGAGUAUAUCCGUCCUGUUCGUACAUACUCGUGCUACAUUCGAGUCUAAAUCGUACUAACUCAUCCCCUGGCACGGUUGGAGCUCAAUACUCGUACCAGUUAACCCGUGUAUAACCGAGUAUACCGUAUUGGAACCGUGUGCCCAACCGUGUUCUGUGUGAGACAGGCUUAAGAAAUCAAGCAAUCAAUUAAUGCACAAACCUGUGUAACAAAUAUAAAUCCCAAAUACACACUUUACUAUCAGCAAGUACCAUGGCUAACGUAAAAACAUGAGCGUAAUAUAACAAAUCAUGUGAUUUUCUGCCUUAACCAUUGAAUAAGAAGGUUUAUAUUUCAUAGCGUUAAAUUGUCUGUAAUAUCCGUAUUACUAAUGGCCAGAACCAAUUCAAACAAAUCAUUCUACAAUAAGUUGUACACUUAUUGUACAUGAAGAUGUCGAAUCUAAGACUCCCCACAUGUAACUAGAUUCUCAAUUAAAAUAUUCUCUGUCAUAUGUAUCUUGUGAAAUCCAUAUAAAUCGUAAUGCUGAUUGGAAAGUGCGUACGUCAUAAUAGAUGGCAAACCAAAUCUUGUUAAGUAUCGUGUUUGUAACGUUUGUAUAUAUACAUAAUACUAGACUUGCCAUGCUGUGUCUAUUCAUGUUGAUCAUGUACUGCUUGUAGCGGUUAUGAAUCAGUUUAUUGUUGUUUAUACCUUGCAAAAGAUAUAAUUAUUUACAAUUAUGUCAUACUUUCCAUUUAUGUGAACUACUUUAUGUAUAUAGACUUAAAUAAAAGUACCACAUUACUUAACAUCA